AUGUCUUCCCCAGGGAGUCUUGGCCACAGCACAAACUCUCUCGGAGGCUCACCUCUGUCUGCAGGCACAGUCAGGAUCAGGUUGCUGUUGAUGUACAUCCAGACUUUCUCGGGACCUUCACCUAUGGCUCCGUGGAAAUGCUAUGACGUCAUCGAGCGCCGUGACAUCACCGGAAGUGGACGAGUACAGGACAUACGCCCAGUUAAAGCCCCUUAUAGCAGUGGGGGGAGGAACCUACGGCCGCACUCCACGCCCGCGACCCUCAUGUGGCUCGAGGAGAACUACGAGAUGGCGGAGGGCGUGUGCAUCCCGAGGAACACACUGUAUCUCCACUACGUCGACUUCUGCAACAAGAAGAUGUUGCAGCCUGUCAACGCCGCCAGCUUUGGGAAGAUCAUUCGGCAGCAGUUUCCCGGCCUGACGACUCGACGCUUGGGCACCCGAGGGCAGAGUCGAUACCACUACUACGGCAUCGCCAUCAGGGAGGGCUCGAUCUACUAUGAGGUCAACUACAGCAAGAAAGGCAAUUCCAGCCAUUCAGUUAUGUCGAGACUUGUCGCGGUCUUUUGCGGGAGUGUUGGUAGUGCUGGAGGCGAUUGGCAGCACUGCAAGAGGACGCGCGAAGAUGGCGUUUCCCGGGCGAGUGCAGGCGAGGGUGCGCGCCUACGAAUCAAGGAUCAGGGCACAGAUAACCAGUAUGUGGAAAAAUCAAAAUGGACGCUCCCGGGUCCUUCAGGGGUCCUUGAGGAGGUCCUUCAAGAUCUUUCGGAGAGGAAAAUUGGUUCGAGGCUCGGCCGAAACGGUGACAUCAAGAAAGAAUCCGUGAAGCAGUUCGGACGCUUGCCCCAAAUUCUCGACACGGUGAUUCGAGCAAGUUUCGACGAGGUGAGUGGUUUCCUGGUGCAUUUCUGGCAGGGAAUUCCACCCCAUCUGGUGAGCAUCUUGGGAACUAAUGUCUUGGUGAAUCUGGUGGGAGUCUGUGACUCGAUCCUCUAUCGGGCCGUCUGCAGUGUGCUCAUGCCUUCCGUGUUGCAGGCCAUUCCAGACAGCUUGACGCAAGUGAUCAGAAAAUUCACACAUGACCUGGACUCGUGGCUGCGCGUGGCACUCGAUGACCUACCUGAGAACCUCCGCCAGGUCAAGAUUGAUCUGGCCCGCCGCUUCGCCCGCAUGCUCCGCCGCCAGACUUCGCUCAACCACCUGUGCCAGGCGUCGCGGAUGGUCCUCCACUCCCCUGACAUCACGCAGCAGAUGAUCCACGACUGGCGGCAGGUCGACCUCGAGGCUAUCAGCCACCAGACCUUCUACGCCAUGGACAAGCACACCACCAACGGCGUCACGGUCGAGCUCAUCAUGAACUUAUACAGCGACUUCGAGAGGCUGCUGGAGGAGGGGGCGCCCUUGGAGGCAUACAGCGAGUGGCUGGAGGCGAUGGUGGAGCGGUGUGUGCUCCUGGGCGCCCGCAGGAACAAGGCGCCCAUCCACAAGGUCGCCCAUUCCUUCCUCUUGAUGUGGUCCUGCUUCGGGACCCGAGUCAUUAGAGACAUGACGCUGCACUCCGCCCCGAGUUUCGGUUCCUUCCACUUGCUCCACCUGAUGUUUGAUGACUACGUGCUGUACCUGGUGGAGUCUCUGCACGCCGAGGAGAAGGCGAGGGAACUUCUCAAUAACAUCGCAACGGAUUCGCCACCUGACUGCUCCGACCCGGGAUUUGGUGAGCCGGAUAACGAGGACAGCCUCCACGCCCUCUCCUUCCUGAUGGGGGGGUCGACGGGGAUGGGCAUGGCAGGUCUCGCGUCUCCCUCCACGCCCGGGGUCUCGCCCAACUCGCAGCCCUCGCACGAUCUCCACAUCUCGCCCACGCCCACGAACGUGCUCGGUAAGCGAGGCUAA
Messenger RNA from Penaeus monodon (black tiger shrimp), 1893 nucleotides. Its product is annotated as transcription factor RFX4-like. Gene Ontology annotation, biological process: regulation of transcription by RNA polymerase II. Gene Ontology annotation, molecular function: DNA-binding transcription factor activity, RNA polymerase II-specific; RNA polymerase II cis-regulatory region sequence-specific DNA binding. The transcript has 15 exons. Lineage: Eukaryota; Metazoa; Arthropoda; Malacostraca; Decapoda; Penaeidae. The coding region runs from base 1 to 1893 and encodes 630 amino acids. The record is from RefSeq and is a predicted model, not a curated record.